Molecule: messenger RNA, 5684 nt
Organism: Varroa destructor (honeybee mite)
Lineage: Eukaryota; Metazoa; Arthropoda; Arachnida; Mesostigmata; Varroidae
Product: protein TRC8 homolog
Biological process (GO): proteasome-mediated ubiquitin-dependent protein catabolic process; ERAD pathway
Cellular component (GO): endomembrane system; Derlin-1 retrotranslocation complex
Molecular function (GO): ubiquitin protein ligase activity
Source: RefSeq, a predicted model, not a curated record
UACCAGAAGUACUAAUUAGAUGAUGGUACGUGGUCAGGUUUGGCGACAGGAAGCGGCGAUUGUUUACUAGACUGUAAAAAAUAUGUAAGCGUUAUUGUAGUUCUCCUUUGCGUUUCUCGGUAGUCAGUGUGUGAAGUAGCGCAAAGACGAAAUGAACUCAAGUGAUCCAGCUUUAUUCAUUAAACCUAUAGAAACAUUAACACCGGCUAAUGCUUCAAUUUAUUUUUUCGCCUCAAUAAGACACUGAAACCAUGGUUCCCAAUUGGAAAUUACAUGGUCAUACUGUUAGCCAAUUCCGACUUCGGGAAAUUUUGCAGGAAGAGCACCUGACGCUUUAAAUCCAGACCCGUUAAUAAUACUUUAACGUGAAUCCCGAUUUUUUGCCCGUAUCUUCAUUUGUUGCGUGUAGAUAAUACGUAAGAGUUCGGUUUUUCCUGGUGGCAUUCAAAUGAUGGUUACGACUUCCCGCGCCAAACUGAAGGCUUUUUAUUAAGGAAAACGAUGAGCUCCAUGGCGUAUGAUUAUUUUCUCCUACGUAGACGAUUUCAGCAAUAGAAUACGGCGUAGCCAUACCUACAGUAGUCAGUCUAAUGGUUGAGGUCAAAUUCUGACGUUAAAUGUAGUUAGUGUAGCAUCCGUUCAUCACCGAAUUCCGUAACUCUUAGACCACUGCAUGCUUUUAUUGACUUCGUGGGUUACGUCGGGGCGGAUAACUUUGAUUUUAUUGUGUCAAAUGGCGCUCAUUUGACUAGAAGUCUACCUUCUAAAUGUCCGAUUCGCAACUGAAACAAUGUGACAUCUACUGUACAACGAUACAACUUUGACUACUUGUAAGUGAAAUGUUUAAUUUUUUUUUUGAAUAGAUAACAAAACACUUGAGAAGUCAUACUCUUUGAAAUGUAUGUUAUUGUAUCAAUACUUGCGACUCUAAACCUCAGACUUAGAUGAACUAGCAUGAAACGCCGAGCUUAUAGUCCCGUAAUGUCCGUGGCAGCGAAAAGUAAAUUCUAUUCUAUGUGAUCCGAGUAUAAGAUUUAACCUGACUUAUUUUCACCGAGGCCACCGAAUUAUCAGCUCUUCUCUCAUAAUCUACUCCGUCAAUAAGGAGUAGCAGAUGCCUACUGGAUCAGAUGACCGAAAUCACCCGUCAAGUUCUUUGCUUCACCAAACGUGCUUACGUCCUACAUGGAGGAUGUCCCUCCGCGUCUCGUGUGAACCAGUCAAUAAAUCAGCGUUACAUGUGCAGACAAUCUUUGUCUCAUCUCUGCAUCUCAAUCUUUAUCUCAAAUAAACUAGCAACGUGUUAGCACAAUUUUCCUCAACAUCCUGAUUACAGCGUAUCGGAAAGAGCCUUACUAAUUUUGUCUAAGUAUACUAAAUAUUACUAUGGCCAAUAAUGACCCGGAUAAGGUAGUUAGCGGCUUCCUGCCUGGUUGCUCUAGCUACUUUGUGACCUCCUGGACACGAAUUACGCACUUGAGCGUGCCUGUGGAAAUUUUGGCCCACUCUUCUUUCCAGACUGCAAUUGUCACUGCUCUUUUUUUUGCUUUUCCUCUGGUUCUGCAAGACUGUGUACCCAAAGUUCCAAUUCUUGUUUCGCCCUAAGGUUCUCAGGUGGCGCCCGAGGCAGGACCAGAACCGCUGACUACAGAUUGUCCGGUGGACAUGGAGGGCACAGGGCCAGGAAGCAUUGGGGGUGUGAUUGUUGGAGAGCAGGACGCAGGUUUAGCAGCAGCGGGUCGUCCCGUUCGGAGGCCGCCAGUAUUUCCCGCAGCAGGAAAUGCCGGCCAGGUGUUCAGAGGACUGGAAGUAGGCACGGAAUGGAAGGCUCGAAUUCGGGCUUUUGUCGACGUCGCCAUUCGAGUUCCACCUCUCUUCGUAAUGGACUCUUUACUGGCACGAUGGAAUGGUGUUCCGUCCGAUUCAGCUGCAAAAGGCUCAAACUCAUCCGAUUCAGCGGGAGCCGAGGUAGAACAGGCCACUCUCGAGGCCGGCAUUAACGCUAUGUUGUGGUUUCUCGUUUACGCCACCCUGUUUUUUUUUUCAUCCGUUGUAUUCCUGUUGGAGUCACGUCAGCUACUGCGAGUCUACUUGUUCCUGGCUUCGUCAGGCGUUCUUCUCUGGUCAUACGUGUGCAAUCAUGAGUUUGUCAAAAGUGCCAUUGCUCUUACCGACCAACAUUCGAACGUGUUGUACGAGUGCCUCACGCUCAAUUCCAGCGUUCUUACUAAGACACUGGCCAACUAUGUACUGCAGGUGCUUUUGGGGAUCAUUUUCUCAUUUUCGGCGCAGGGCGGACACAAUACAUUAGGCAGCGGAUAUUCCACAUCACGCUUAUUCUGUCUGUGGAUAAUCUUUAUUGGACCUACAUUUUUCUCAUUAUUUUCACCUUUUCUAUCCAAUUCGUUCCUGGCUUGGACACCAGCUAUCUCAUUUCUUGCCGCCCACAUCGUUCUGUUGUACGGUCUACGCGUUUUCCUACAGCCCGCGAUGCAGUAUUUACACGAAACGGCGUUCUGGACCAAACAGGUGAUCGCCGGCGAAGGAAUCUUCUUCCUGCUCAAAGCGCAGUGGCGUCGAUUACAGGUUCCUCGAGUUCUCCGAUUGUUUUGGCUGAGUCGAAUGGCAGAACAUGCUUCUGUGUUGCUGGCUGAACGGCACGCUGACGGACAGCUCGGCAGCUGGCUCGCUUUGGGCGCCCAACUGCCCCAAGUAGCAACUCAGCUUCUUGUUCGUGGCUGUGAAACAACACUGUCGGUUAUGGGUAUGACAAGCUUGGUUAGUGUCGCCAGCCACUACAUCUCGUUGGCGGUAAAGCUCUUUUUGCAGAUGGACGAUGCCGACGAAAGGCACAUGGGAAUGGUAUCAGCGAUUUUGUUUUUUGUGUUAGCCAUGCAGUCAGGGCUAACUGGCAUGGAGCCGGAGAAACGGCUGAACCGACUGUAUCAGAACGGAUGCCUUUUGAUGACAGCCACCCUGCACUUCUUCCACUCAAUGAUUAAUUCGCUUUUGCAGAUGCUUGGCGCUUCACUGAAUUUACCGAGAGAGAGGCACGUACGAGCAUUACUGGUGAGCGCGUUUCUUAUCGUAUUCCCUAUUUUCUUUAUGUACGUGGCCUGGACGCGUCACCCACUCAGUACAUGGCUCCUAGCAUUGAGCUGCUUCAGUACGGAGGUCGUAUUCAAGGUUAUCGUAUCGUUGAUUGUCUACGUCCUGUUUCUAAUUGACGCUCGCCUCGACAGCUCAUGGGAACUGUUCGACGAUUACGUCUACACUGUUCGCGCGUUUGGAGCAUGUAUGGAACUAUUAUUCGGCACUUUCCUACUGCUAAACGGUGCGUGGAUUUUUUUUUUCGAGCAAGGCGGCACCAUUCGCGCCUUCACAAUACUUUUCCACGCGUACUUCAAUGUGUGGACACAGGCUAAGCAGGGCUGGGCCAACAGUGUACGACGCCGGGAAGCUGGUCGCCGGCUGGCAGAGCUCCGCCGCGCAACGCCGGAGCAGCUGGAGAAUCUGAACGAUGUCUGCGCUAUCUGCCAUCACGAGAUGGACUCAGCAGUUGUCACCGAGUGUGAACACUUCUACCACGUCAAUUGCUUGCGUCGUUGGCUUUUCAUGCAGAAUCACUGCCCAUUGUGCCAUACAGAUUUCGAUACGCGACGGCGUCGCGAGCAAAUAAGUCCGGUAAUAGGCCAUCAUGAUAGGCCAGAGGGAGCACCUCGCGCUCUAUUCGUACCUCCUGAACCAGAAGAGGAAAACCAUAUGCACAUGGACUGAGAAUAACAAGCCAUAAUAAGAAAAGACUUAGCAAAACAAAUAUACAAUGUAACCAGCCACACCGCCAAAGCUGACCCCACGUUAGUGUUUGAUGCGGUUACUAAUAAGCGAGACCUAGCAUAUGUGGGCGUGUGAUAUGCAUUUGCACUCGAAUGGUUUCAUGGCCAGUAUCUCUCAAGGCCAGAAAAAUAACCAACGUGAUACUUAGUCGGAAAACUGUUAUGAUAUUCAUAUCUAGUAAAAAAAGAAAACAAGCGGAAAGCCUGAUGAACACGGUAUGCGCGUUAAACAAUUUACGUACAUUGUAUAUCUUUGUUAAGUUUAUCUGAAUAUAAGAAUUAUCUCUUUGCGGACUUGCAGCCAUAAGGUUUUCCCCGAGAUUUUGCUUAAUUUCAAUUUUUCAAAGCCAGUCGCGAAUACUUGUAGCUGUGUAAAAACUUGAGAAUUAAAGUCGGUGGCUUAUAAGGAUCGAAACAGAUGACACAGUAGGUGCAAAAGUAGUGAGAAUAGGCUUCUUCUUAAGAUUCGAGAGGAGAAACCGGAAGACAGGCGUAGGCGCGGAAAAAGGUAAAUAAAGGUAGGCCUUCCGCAUAUAUCGAAUUUACGGGUGAGUGAAUGAGCAGUAUGUGGCGAUGGCUUGAUCUGCUUUCGUAAUCGUAGCACUGUGGCUGUGUAGUGGUAGUAGUACUAAAUGAAAAGAACUAGAAUGAUAAUAAUAAUCAUCAUCGAAAUAAAACGAUACGCAUCUUCGACGAUACAGGUGGAGGGAAAAAACAGACGGCCGCCGGCGAUUUCUCCGAGCAGUAAUUUUGUGCUGCUACCACUGCUGGUCAAAGGUGAAGCCAAAAGCUCAGGAGAGAAUGCUCAGGCGGCCAGAAGGCAGUGGGUCGUGGAAUCCGUGUGGCUAUCCGCUCAUGAAUAGCCUCUUAUCGGCGGGAGAACGAUAAUAUGUCUUUAAAUUUACGGGACGAUAGAACUUGCUGAGGUUUGUUACCGUUAUGGAAACUGUACUCUUGUAUUUACGGCCGAAAUAAGAAAAGCUUCGAAAAAAACACGCGGCGAUGUGGCGACUGGAGUCGAACACAGACAUCUAGCAAGAAUCGAUAGGAAUACUACCAAUGGAGUAUAGAAAAAGAUGGCAAUUAACGUCAUCGAAAUAACGGCUGCGAUAAGUCGUAAGAAAUUAUUGAAGAAGCUCGAAGCAAUGUUAGACAUGAUGACUAAAAAUGAAUAACAAAUCACAAUGUAAAAAUAUGCAUCUAACAUCUUAAAUGUUAUUUUGUUGACGCGAAAAAAAAAUGAGAAAGAGCGAGCACCGAGCAAUAUGCUAGGAUUAUGAGGGCGGAGAUCUUCACGAAAGGGUUCCUUCAGCUUUCGGCGUUAAGCUCAAACACUUCGAGAAAUGUAGGAGAAAUUAAAGUCAGCUUGUAGUGAUGCAAUAGUAUAUAUUAUAUACAGAGAUCCUCUUGACCGAAGCUAUUAUAUAGAGCUUUGUACGAAUGCGAGUGUGCAGAAAACAACGUCCUGUCUGUCUGCCGUCGUCGUGUGCAGCCCGUGCUAUUGCGAUGUCUUUUUCUGUAAUAAUAAUAAAAGAUACAAAAAUCUUAGUCCAUGCUUACCUCACUUGUUCGUUAUCGACGGCACAAACACAGAUGUAACAUUCGACCGAGUGACAGCUGAAAAUUCUCGUACGCUAAGUUAUGACAGCUCUGCUUGGCGGUCGGAAGGGGGCUAGGUCAGCACAACACUGGAGAAAGUGCAACUUCCAUAGAGGAUUACGUGAGAAUAAAGACGACAGAAGCGCGAGAAGAUGAAAAGGAUCCUUGAGACUUCUUCCCCUUCAGUUGUCUAACCCUUGUAUCAUACCCUGUGUGUAUAUAUAUAUACAUAUAUAUAUAUACAUAUAU